AUGAAGGGGAGUGCAUGGAGAGGAAUUGUUUAUUGUUUCUUGUUUUAUACUAGCAUAUUUUCUGGUUUCCUGACCAUAUGUUGCCCUUUGCUUCCUCUUCUUUUAAUUGAUAACCGUCUAUAUAGGCAUGCUAUGGAUAUAGUAUUUGCUAUUUGGGAGCUUUAUCCUGUUGCACUAAUGGAGAUUCUCUUUGGGACGGAAUUUGUUGUAAGUGGCGAUAAAAUUAGGCCUUGGGAACACUCAAUACUUAUCAUGAACCACAGAACAAGGCUGGAUUGGAAUUUUCUUUGGGGUGCAAUGUAUUACAGCACCUCUCCUCCAUCUCACAGACUGAAGUUUAUCCUCAAAUCUCCCAUUAAAAGAGUUCCAGGAGCAGGUUGGGUUAUGCAAAUGGCAGGAUUUUUCUACAUUCAUAGGAGAUGGGAGGAUGAUCAGCGUUUAGUAUCUAAUAUGUUGGAAUAUCUUCAAGAUAUCAAUCAUACCUACCAGGUUUUAAUAUUCCCAGAAGGGACAGAUUUAACAAAGAAAAGCAUUGCAAGGAGUAAUCAUUAUGCAGAUAUAAAUAAUCUUCAACAUUACACUCACGUUUUACACCCCAAAACAACUGGUUUUGCCUACAUUGUUAAGAAAAUGAAAUCAAUCGGGCAACUAAAUGCUGUUUAUGAUCUGACGAUUGGUUAUCCUGACACAUUGCCUGAAACUGAGAUAGAUGUAAUGCAAGGCAUUUUUCCAGAAAAAGUUCAUUUCAUGAUUAAGAGGUAUUCCAUAAAUGAAUUACCAUCCAGUUUUGAAUCAGUAAAAGAAUGGUUGAACAGAAUUUGGCGAGCUAAAGAAGACACGUUACAAAGAUUUUAUAACUCUGGCGAAUUCAUACCUCAGCCAAAUGAAUCAGUUUGGCCGAGGCCGAUAUGUAACACACUGCAUUUAGCUGUAAUUUUUUGGACUGGUUUAAUAUUAGGAACAAUUUAUCUGACUUAUACUUCUAUGUUGUUUUUGCUAUGGUCAAUUUUAACCUGUACCAUAUUUACUAUUUUGUCCUUUGCUACUGAGGGCUUUUUCCACAUUGAGAUAGCUUGGUUCAAACUAAAGCAUAAACAAUUAAUGAAAAGUAAAAAAUGA
Nezara viridula (southern green stink bug) is the source of this 1119-nucleotide messenger RNA. NCBI's taxonomy places the organism in Eukaryota, Metazoa, Arthropoda, Insecta, Hemiptera, Pentatomidae. The record is from the annotation of a GenBank genome assembly.